Danio aesculapii is the source of this 1847-nucleotide messenger RNA. It is a transcript of the gene ap4m1, whose product is annotated as adaptor related protein complex 4 subunit mu 1. The transcript is spliced from 15 exons. Gene Ontology annotation, biological process: protein targeting; Golgi to lysosome transport. The coding region runs from base 220 to 1548 and encodes 442 amino acids. The record is from RefSeq and is a predicted model, not a curated record. NCBI's taxonomy places the organism in Eukaryota, Metazoa, Chordata, Actinopteri, Cypriniformes, Danionidae. Gene Ontology annotation, cellular component: clathrin adaptor complex; trans-Golgi network; cytoplasmic vesicle.
AGAAAACCCCGGCUGUUUACUGCCAUGACAGCAUAGUCCUACACUAUUUAAGACCUAAACGGGUUUAUUUAGCCCCUUUUAAGAGUUCAAAUGACGGUGGAGGAGAAAAAGGAUAUAUUUAGCCAUAUUCCCGAAUAUAAGUGACAGCGGAAGAGGAAGCGGAGUGAUUUUUAACAAACAUAAUCCUUUUAAUAAAAGUAAUCCUGUGUGCUUGAGAAAAUGAUCAGUCAAAUUUUCAUCUUGUCAUCAAAAGGAGAUCAUCUCAUAUAUAAAGACUUCCGCGGAGAGGCUAGUAAAGACUCAAUAAAUGUCUUCUAUGAGAUGGUCACAGCUCUCAGUGGAGAUCAGCCUCCUGUUGUCAUGACACACAAAGAUCUUCAUUUCAUCCAUGUAAGGCAGGGUGGACUGUACUGGGUGGCAUCAACCAAAACAAACCCUUCCCCUUUCACCAUAAUUGAGUUCCUUAACAGAUUAGCAGCUCUUACGAAGGAUUACUGUGGCAGUUUGUCAGAAAAAUCAGUGAGGAUGAAUUUCGCACUAAUUUAUGAGCUGCUGGAUGAGAUGGUGGAUUUUGGCUACAUACAGACAACCUCAACUGACAUCCUGAAAAACUUCAUCCAGACAGAAGCUGUUUCAUCCAAACCCUUUAGUCUCUUUGACCUCAGUAAUGUUGGAUUGUUUGGGGCUGAGACACAACAGAGUAAAGUGGCUCCUAGUGUUGCAGCAAGUCGUCCUAUAAUGUCCAGUCGAGGAGAGCAGGGGGGAAAGAAUGAGAUCUUUGUGGAUGUGAUAGAGAGGCUGUCUGUGGUUAUUGGCUCCAAUGGAGUUUUAAUGAAAUCAGAUAUUCAGGGAGAGAUACGGAUAAAAUGCUUUCUUCCAACCUGUUCAGAGAUGCGGAUUGGACUGAAUGAAGAACUCAAUAUUGGAAAGUCGCAGCUGAAAGGCUAUAGUUCGGCUGUACGUGUGGAUGAGUGCAGAUUCCACCAGGCAGUAAAACUGGAUGAAUUUGAUACUUUCCGAAUAUUGAAAGUUUGUCCAAGCCAAGGAGAGCAAACAGUGAUGCAGUAUCAGCUGUGUGAUGAGCUGCCGUGUGCACCACCAUUUCAGUUAUUCCCCUCUGUAGAGAAGGAUUAUGUGAACAGGGUGUUGAUCUUCCUUAAACUUCGAUGUGAUCUUCCACCUAAAAGUACGGCCCUUAAUGUUUCCAUCACUGUCCCAGUGCCAAAAGGAUCUGUAAGUAUGUCUCAGGAGCUCAGUAGUCCUGAUCAGACAGCUGAACUGCAGCUGAAGAACAAAGCCCUGCUCUGGGAGAUCCCACGUUUUCCAGGAGGAGCGCAGUUAUCAGCACUUUUCAAGGUGGAGGUUCCUGGACUAAGCUCUGCCUCUCUGCUGGAGGUCGGUCCAGUCAGUAUGUCAUUCGAACUGCCAAAGCAAACCUGCACUGGCCUUCAGAUCCGCUUCCUCCGACUCUCUCCAACACAGACUGGACUGUCACAACGCUGGGUUCGAUAUGUCACUCAUUCUGACUCCUACACCAUACGGAUCUGACCCAGCCAGAUGGAGAAAACAUUUAAUAUAUGCUGCAUAUCACUAAAGGUUGAAGAAGCAACUAUGUGCCUGACUAGUCCACAAAAGAUGUUUGAAAUGUCAUUUUAUUUUGAAAUUGGUGAGUAUAUUAACAUAUGGAGUUUACAGUUGUGACUUUUUUAUUUGAGAGAGACUGAACAAAGAGAUCUUUGGAGAUAAAAUAGUAUUGUGUACAGUUUUACUGUGAAAAAGUCCUAUCCUUAUGAAGCAUGGUCCAUUUGUAUGCCUUAUAUUAAAUAAAUUAAAAUAAUCCAUGUCAU